GGUAGUUUAAUUCGGGGUGACUGUAAAGAAUAUCUGUGACGUGUUGGGGAUCUUUUAUAAGGAAGGUGUUCGGCGAAAAAAGCACAUUUGCUGCCCGGCGCAUCAAACUAGAAAAAAACGAUAAAGGCACCAAUCGUGUCGCUAACCGGAACUUUCGUGCACUCGGAACAACACAAUAAGCGUUCACCAUGCCGCAAAACGAGUACAUUGAGCGUCAUAUCAAGCUCCACGGUCGUCGGCUCGACUAUGAGGAGCGCAAGCGUAAGCGAGAGGCUCGUGAGCCGAAGAAGCGCGCCGCCAUGGCACGCAAGCUGCGCGGCAUCAAGGCCAAACUGUUCCAACGUCACCGGCGCAACGAAAAGAUUCAGAUGAAGAAGAAAAUACAGGCACAUGAAGAGAAGAAGGUGAAGAAAACCACCGAGAAGGUGGAGGAUGGUGCGAUCCCACCGUACCUGAUGGACCGGGGCAUCCAAUCCAGCGCCAAGGUGCUGUCGAAUAUGAUCAAGCAGAAGCGCAAGGAGAAGGCCGGCAAAUGGGACGUUCCUAUCCCGAAAGUACGCGCCCAAUCUGAUGCCGAGGUGUUCAAGGUGAUACGAAGCGGAAAGACGAAACGCAAAGCCUGGAAGCGAAUGGUUACAAAGGUGACCUACGUUGGUGAGACAUUUACCCGCAAGCCGCCCAAGUACGAACGGUUUAUCCGUCCGAUGGCGCUUCGUUUCAACAAGGCCCACGUAACGCACCCGGAAUUGAAAGCCACGUUCCAUCUGCCUAUUAUUGGCGUAAAGAAGAACCCAUCGUCACCGAUGUACACGAGUCUGGGCGUCAUCACGAAGGGCACCGUAAUUGAAGUGAACAUUUCAGAGCUCGGCUUGGUCACACAAUCUGGCCGGGUGGUGUGGGGCAAGUACGCCCAAGUCACGAACAACCCAGAAAACGACGGAUGCAUCAAUGCGGUGCUGCUGGUGUAAAGCGGUGCCUCUCCAAAAGUGGAUUGUGAGGGAAUUGUGGAUUUUUUCAGUCUAAAGAGGGGGGACAUUCACAUAAGAGGACUGAACAGAUAUCCAUUAAUUUAUGUUUACACAUUCUUACCAGAAUAGAUAAAGAAAAACCAGAGACAAAUGAUUAGGGGUUUCUAUUCUCAAAACACUAUACACAAGGAGCAGAUAUAUUUUGAUGAACGCAUGUAAAUUGCGCUUUUAAGAUAAAGUCCGAUCUUCAAACCACAGGCGUUCACCACCAACCGGGUGUGUGUUCGUCAACAAAAGAAAUAUUUAACUUCAUUAUCAUUACAAUCUGCGUUCAGACGG
Anopheles cruzii is the source of this 1307-nucleotide messenger RNA. RefSeq names its product ribosome biogenesis protein NSA2 homolog (gene Ip259). Gene Ontology annotation, biological process: maturation of 5.8S rRNA; maturation of LSU-rRNA. Bases 189 to 968 code for a protein of 259 amino acids. Gene Ontology annotation, cellular component: nucleolus; preribosome, large subunit precursor. The record is from RefSeq and is a predicted model, not a curated record. Lineage: Eukaryota; Metazoa; Arthropoda; Insecta; Diptera; Culicidae. The transcript has 2 exons.